This is a messenger RNA of Coregonus clupeaformis (lake whitefish), 1240 nucleotides long. RefSeq lists its product as uncharacterized. The transcript is spliced from 9 exons. Bases 83 to 1123 code for a protein of 346 amino acids. Lineage: Eukaryota; Metazoa; Chordata; Actinopteri; Salmoniformes; Salmonidae. The record is from RefSeq and is a predicted model, not a curated record. Gene Ontology annotation, cellular component: membrane.
ACAGGGAACAGAGGAAGAGUGAAGGAGGGGUUACUAUCACAUAUACCGAUGAACUCUGCAGUGUCAAGAGUUUUGGUGAAAGAUGUGGAGCUAUUUCAAGCCUUUGUUGUGUUUUCUGAUGAUUCCCCUCACCUCCAGUGCAACAGCUACAGUGAGAAGAGUCUCAGUGCCUGAGGAUCAUCGUCUGUACCUGGCCUGCAGUGGCACUGUUGACUUACAGUGGCGACACCACGUCAACGGGAUCAUAGUCACUAAACAAGGCCAGUCGGUUGCUUACCGGAACCACCAGAAAUAUCACCUCCAGCCUGAUGGAUCUCUGGUUAUAGAAGAGCUGGAGCCAUCUGACUCUGGGGACUACUACUGCAACGACCAGCUAGUGGCAGACGUGGAGGUACUGAAAGGCCAAAAGUUUGCUGUUUCUGCUGGCCGAGCCCUAUUGCUGCCCUGUACAGUAUCUAGCAAAGCCAAGCAGAGGUGGUUCUUCAGGAAAGAUAGUCAUGCGAAACGAGAACCCAUCUCGACUCUGUUCAGAAAUGGGACCGUAAAAAUGGAGAGAAAGGACACCCAGAAAAGGUUUUCCUAUGAUGAAGAUAGUGCCCUGCAGAUCCUCAAUCUGCAGCCAGGGGACUCUGGAGAGUACCUGUGUAAUGGGGAAAUGGCAGCCAAAGUAAUGGUGUUAACAGAUCACCUCAACAUCCAGAGUACCACUGCUGUUAUGCAAACAGAUGUUGUUUGGAGAGAGAACAGAGAGACACGCCCUACAAAUGUUGUGAUGAUGAUAGCUGUCAUUGGACUAUGCAUCGUGGUGCUUCUGGCUGGUCUGCUGGGCUUUUUGCUGAUAGGAAGACUGAGCAAAAGAAGAAAGAAAUGCAGUACAGAACACAAGCAGGAAGGAACUGAACUCCAGACUAGGUGCUUGUCAAAUCUAGAGUCUGAGAUCACACAUAGUGAUGGGGAAGAAAGCCCUUCUCAUGUGGAAGACACUGAGGUUCAGUAUGCAUCUCUGGGUCGGCAGAACUGGAGGGAAAGAUCGAGGGUACUGGGAGACCAGCAUCACGUCAUCUAUUCCGCUGUGGUCACUGCUAGACCAGCAUCCCAGGGUUUGGAGAGAAUAAAACAUUGAUUUGACUGAUGACCUUUACCAGACAGUUCGUAUUUUACCUCUUUGUAUUACAGUACGAGUACAUUUUACACAGGUUGCUCUUUAAUCCUAAAAUAAAUGUAUUUUCAUCUUUCAAGA